GCCUUAGUGCUCGUAGCCGGGCGCCCGCCCAGCCCCGACCAUGAGCGUGGGCUGGCGGGUUAGGACUCAAAAGUCGGCCUGGUUCUUCGCGAGGCUUGGGUGUGUGCAGGCCUGGACUGGGCUCUGGCGAGGAGAGAGCCCUCCGAGUCGGCCUGGUAACUCGCCAGAAUGACGAACACAAAGGGAAAGAGGAGGGGAACCCGCUAUAUGUUCUCCAGGCCUUUUAGGAAGCAUGGAGUUGUUCCUUUGGCCACUUACAUGCGAAUCUACAAGAAAGGUGAUAUUGUAGACAUCAAGGGAAUGGGCACUGUUCAAAAAGGAAUGCCUCAUAAGUGUUACCAUGGCAAAACCGGGAGAGUCUACAAUGUCACCCAGCAUGCCGUAGGCAUCAUUGUAAACAAGCAAGUUAAGGGCAAGAUUCUUGCCAAGAGAAUUAACGUGCGGAUUGAGCACAUCAAGCACUCUAAGAGCCGAGACAGCUUCCUCAAGCGGGUGAAGGAGAACGACCAGAAGAAAAAGGAAGCCAAGGAGAAGGGCACCUGGGUUCAGCUGAAGCGCCAGCCCGCCCCACCCAGAGAAGCACACUUUGUGAGGACUAACGGGAAGGAGCCUGAGCUGCUGGAGCCCAUUCCAUACGAAUUCAUGGCCUAAUGUACAAAAAGAAAUAAAAGACCUGGACUGUAAAGGGCGUUUCUUACGUUGAA
Molecule: messenger RNA, 704 nt
Organism: Peromyscus leucopus (white-footed mouse)
Lineage: Eukaryota; Metazoa; Chordata; Mammalia; Rodentia; Cricetidae
Gene: Rpl21
Product: ribosomal protein L21
Exons: 6
Coding region: 169-651 (160 amino acids)
Biological process (GO): translation
Cellular component (GO): cytosolic large ribosomal subunit; ribosome
Molecular function (GO): structural constituent of ribosome
Source: RefSeq, a predicted model, not a curated record